Papaver somniferum (opium poppy) is the source of this 1056-nucleotide messenger RNA. RefSeq lists its product as uncharacterized. The coding region runs from base 1 to 1056 and encodes 351 amino acids. Gene Ontology annotation, biological process: DNA integration. The transcript has 2 exons. NCBI's taxonomy places the organism in Eukaryota, Viridiplantae, Streptophyta, Magnoliopsida, Ranunculales, Papaveraceae. Gene Ontology annotation, molecular function: nucleic acid binding. The record is from RefSeq and is a predicted model, not a curated record.
AUGGGAAUAACUGAUGUACGCCUAACAAGUGAUUCUCAGUUGGUCAUUCGACAAAUAGAACUAGAAUACAAUGUUUACGUUGACACCCUCUCCGCAUACAUGGCUUUGGUCCAGACUUUAGCCUCCCAGAUACCAAGCAUCAAGUUACGACAUCUGUGCAUAAAAGAUCUCAGGCAUGCCGACGCCCUGGCAUACAUAUCGUCCAUGCUGAAAGAUGAAAGCAUCAAAGCCAUCAAGAUAACAAGAGUAUACGAACCUUCGAUUACCCCACAACAAUCCUUCGCUGCCAAUCGUGAAGACGAUGUAGGGGAGGAUAUAGAAGAUGAUGUGGUGGAAGAUAUCAACAAUGAUUUCGACGAAGAAGAAUUAUUAUCAAGAGCAAAUCAAGACGAAGACUUCACCAACGAAGAGGAAUGGAGAACUGAAAUCCACCUAUUCCUUGAAGAAGGAACGCUUACUGCAGACCUGAAGAAAGCUCGAAAGAUACAGUCGAAGGCAGGUAGAUAUGAUUUCCGGGACGGAAUCCUUUACAAGAAGUCUUUCCUCGGAUCACUAUUACGGUGCUUGUCUAGGAAAGAGGGUCAUCGUAUCCUGAACGACAUCCAUUACGGCGACGCAGGCAACCACAGCGGGAUGAGGUCAUUAGCUGACAAAGCUAAGAUGUUCGGCAUUCCGGAAGAAAUCGUUUCCGGUAAUGGCAAGCAAUUACAGGGGAAAAACAUAGACAUGCUCUUUGAUACUUUCAAAAUCAGGAAGAACAAAUCAACCCCCAUUUAUCCCCAAAGUAACGGCCAAGCUGAGGCUACAAACAAAAUCCUUGGUAUUAUCCUCAAGAAACAAUUGGAUGAACACAAAGGACGAUGGUGCGAACAAUUACAUAACGUAUUAUGGGCAUACAGAACAACACAAAGAUCCGCCACAGGUGAAUCACCGUUCUUCCUCACCUACGGGGCAGAAGCCGUUAUCCCGACAGAAAUUAUCAUGACAACCACGAAGACUGAAGCAUGGGAGAAAAACCUCACUACAUAUAUUAUGCUGACAGGCUUGAUGACCUAG